Messenger RNA from Hypomesus transpacificus, 896 nucleotides. RefSeq names its product putative nuclease HARBI1. The coding region runs from base 1 to 774 and encodes 257 amino acids. The record is from RefSeq and is a predicted model, not a curated record. NCBI's taxonomy places the organism in Eukaryota, Metazoa, Chordata, Actinopteri, Osmeriformes, Osmeridae. The transcript has 4 exons.
AUGGCAUCUCCAUUUUUGAGAGACCCAGUUGACGAAGGAGCUAUUCUAGUUCGAUUAGCCUUUCAUACCGAUAGAGUUCUUCGCGAUCGCCAAGAUCCUUUAAGUCACACGGAUGAGUUCCUGUUUGAGCGAUAUCGAUUCAGCCGACAAGGACUCAUUUAUUUGCAAGACCUUCUCAGGCCGUACAUUGCAAAUGUCACACGCCGCAGCAUAGCUUUAACUGUGCUUCAGACUCUGUGCAUAGCCUUGAGGUUUUUUGCGUCAGGUACAAUUUUAUACAGUAUAGGCGAUGCAGAAAACAUUGGCAAAGCCGCAGCAUGCGUUGCUGUAAGAAAAGUGUACUUGGCGCUCAACCAGCUGAUGAAUAAAUUCAUCAUAUUCCCAGGCCAUGUCCCAGUCAAUGACAUCAAAGAGGGAUUUUAUGCAAUUGCAGAGUUUCCUAAUGUCAUUGGCGCAGUGGACUGCACCCAUAUCCGCCUGAAAAAGCCCUCUGAGCCAAACGAGGCCGAUUUUGUGAAUAGAAAGGUCUUUCACAGCCUUAAUGUUCAGAUGAUCUGUGACUCCACCUGUCUGAUCACAAAUGUUGAGGUCAAGUGGCCGGGGUCUGUCCACGACUCCCAGAUAUUCCGAGACUCCACACUAUGCCACAGCUUUGAGCAAGGUAACUACGAUGGGCUCCUAAUUGGAGACAGGGGUUACGCCUGCAGGCCCUGGUUCAUGACCCCCUAUCCCGAGCCUGUGGCACAUAUUGUAAUGACUCACCAGCCUGAAUGAUGUUUUUGUGUUUUAUUUUUACUUGCUCCCAAGUCCUCUUAGUGGUGGGGUUGCAACUACAUGGGGUUUGAAAGCACUCAUAAUUAUAUGACAGUGUUCACCAUAUCACACCAUACCAUACA